UAAUUUUGGUAUUCAAAAAUUACAACAAUCAGUCAAUUUUUUUUUUUUUUUGACAUCGAACAAUCAGUCAAUUAAAUCGAAAGGGUGGCUAUACAACCACGACGAAAUCAAAUACACACGACCUUUUAUCAAAUUAAAAUUAUAUAUAUUCCCACAAAGAGAGUGUUUGCUUGGUGUUUCAUCUCCGUUUCUCGGCUCUUUCCUCCAUCUCUCAGUUAAAAUCCCCAGAGAAAAACAUCUCUCUAAUCUUAAGUGAUCGUAAAGUUUGAAGACGAAGAUAACAAAAAAAAACAGAACAAAGUCAAAGCUUGUGUAUGUGUCUUGAUGGGUAACUUCUGUCCUAACGGAUCUUCCAGUGUUGGACACGAAGAGAUCCCUGUCUCCACCAAGCCCCUCCCAGCCGUGAAACAUGGGCAAAAUCCAGUAAAUCAAAAGGCUCCGCCGCCGGUGGUGGUAAUGCCGCCGGCUAGGGGCUCGAAUCCAAAGUUUCCGGCGGCGGAAACAAGAACCGUAGAUAACACGCCUCGUCAAAAACAGCAGGAGAAGAAGCCAAGAUCCGUCGAUGACCCAUCUCGUGAAAAACAGCAGGAGAAGAAGCCGAGAUCCGUCGAGACUCCGCCGUCAAAGCCGGUGGAGAAACAAGGUGUGGGAAAAAAGGCAGUGCCGCCGAGCGGGAAGAUAGUGACGCCAAAUCUAAAGAUGUUCACAUUAACGGAUCUUAUGACGGCGACAAAGAAUUUCCGGCCGGAGUCGAUGAUCGGAGAAGGCGGGUUUGGACAGGUGUUCAAAGGAUGGGUUGAUGAGGAGACCUUAUCUCCGUCGAGGGCGGGCGUGGGAAUACCAAUCGCCGUUAAGAAAUCUAACCCUGAUAGUGCUCAAGGGUUACAUGAGUGGCAGUGUGAAGUGAGAUUCUUAGGGAAGUUUCAUCAUCCAAAUCUAGUCAAGCUCUUGGGAUAUUGCUGGGAAGAGAAUCAGUUCCUCUUGGUCUAUGAGUUUUUGCCUAAAGGAAGCCUUGAAAACCACCUCUUCUCAAAAGGAGAUGGGUUGACAUGGGAUACACGUUUGAAAAUAGCAAUUGAAGCAGCUCAAGGACUAACCUUUUUGCAUAACUCUGAAAAGAGUGUUAUUUACAGAGACUUCAAGGCUUCCAACAUUCUUCUUGAUUCCAACUUCAACGCCAAGCUUUCUGACUUUGGUCUAGCCAAACAUGGUCCAAUUAAUGGAUACUCCCACGUGACCACCCGUGUCAUGGGCACACAAGGUUAUGCAGCUCCCGAAUAUGUGGCUACAGGUCAUUUAUACGUGCUGAGUGAUGUUUACGGAUUUGGAGUGGUCCUCUUAGAGCUAUUAACCGGUCUAAGAGCACUAGACCCAAACCGACCAUCUGCGCAACAGAACCUCGUGGAAUGGGCUAAACCGGUUCUGUCCCAGAAAAAGAAGAUUCAGAAGUUGAUGGACCCACGGCUCGAGCACAAGUAUCCACUCUUGGCGGUGACCAAAACCGCCGCACUAAUUUUACGGUGUCUCGAGGCUGACCCCAAGAACCGACCUCCCAUGGACGAUGUACUUAGAGAAUUAGAAAUUGUAAGGACUAUCAGAGAGCAACCAAAAGAAGAGAAGCGUAACCGGAACAAUGGACAUGGUUCACCACACGUCCGUAAAACCGGUCGAACCAGAUAGUCAAAUAGUCCCCUUUGGAAGUUUGGAUCGGUCAUAUGUACACACACAAACAUACGUAAAACCUUUAUUUUUUAAAUAAAUAAAAUAUCUUCCUU
Molecule: messenger RNA, 1775 nt
Organism: Brassica oleracea var. oleracea
Lineage: Eukaryota; Viridiplantae; Streptophyta; Magnoliopsida; Brassicales; Brassicaceae
Product: probable serine/threonine-protein kinase NAK
Exons: 6
Coding region: 325-1680 (451 amino acids)
Biological process (GO): protein phosphorylation
Molecular function (GO): ATP binding; protein kinase activity
Source: RefSeq, a predicted model, not a curated record